Molecule: messenger RNA, 675 nt
Organism: Trichoderma aggressivum f. europaeum
Lineage: Eukaryota; Fungi; Ascomycota; Sordariomycetes; Hypocreales; Hypocreaceae
Exons: 3
Coding region: 1-675 (224 amino acids)
Molecular function (GO): acetyltransferase activity
Source: RefSeq, a predicted model, not a curated record
AUGGCAGCUCAAUCCCCCGACGGAACGCCCAUCGACCUCGCAGAAAACAGACGUCGCAUGGCCCGCGGCGAGCUCUACUGGGCCUUCACACCAGAUCUCAUCCAGGACAGAAAGCAGUGCGCCAGGGUAUGCCGGAGGCUGAACACGGCCGAGGACGUUGGCAGGCGAGAACUCGUUGAGAUUUGGAACGAGAUUACUAGAGAUGAAGAGCCACUGCCGCCAAAAGCUGCUACUGAGGAUGAAGACGAUGCCUUGUUGGAGGAUUAUCCAUGGGUUGAAGGACCGCUGAAGACGGACUACGGAUACAACAUCAAACUCGGGGAAAACGUCUUUGUCAACUCAAACAGUACCUGGAUCGACACCUGCCCCAUCGUCAUCGGCGCCCGCACCCUCAUCGGCCCCAACUGCAGCUUCUACUCGGGCACGCACCCGCUCGACCACCGCGUCCGCAACGGCACGCGCGGGCCCGAGUCCGGAAAGCCCAUCCACGUCGGCGAGGACUGCUGGUUCGGCGGCGGCGUGACGGUCCUGCCGGGGGUGACGAUUGGCAAGGGGGCGGUGAUUGGCGCGGGCAGCGUCGUGACCAGGGAUGUUCCUGAUGGCGUUGUUGUCGCGGGGAAUCCGGCGAGGGUGUUGAGGAAGACGAUUGAGGAGACGGAGAAUGGAGCUGUUUGA